AUGAUCCUUAAGGCUCUCAUCUUGCUCCUUCAGGUGUUGCAAACGGUGCUUUCAGCUCCGCUCUCUGAAACACAGCAAGGUCCUCGAGCUAACAUCUCUACACGGAGUCUGCAAGAAGUGCACUUAGCCCAGCAAAACUUUCCGUGCACUCUCUACAACGAGAUUGCUGAAUUCGCGAAUGGAACAGGAAAAAGUGCAUGGAUCUGUGAAGUUUUUGGCCAAGACGCCAAAAAUGCCGGAAGUAGCAAAACUGUCGCCAGAGCCUUGGUUGAGGGAAUGGAGCAUGUUCUAGCUGCCAAUCCAAACAUUCGAAGUGGAAAAACCACUCUUCUCGCCCGAGGAGCUGCACUUUCCGACCACAAACUGACCAUUGAUCCUGGUAUCCCUCUUACGUUUGGAGAAGUGGAUCCAUCUUCGUUGACAACAAGCCGUAGACAACGAAGGCUCUCAGCGACUAGUGGCGAUUUGGAAGUUCUGGUGGUACGAGUGAGCACUGCUGAUGCUUCCUUAACAAAGUCAAAAGCAGAAAUCAGUGGAGAUUUCUUCGGAACACCUGGAAGCGGCGAUACCAUCAACUUGAAAAGCCUUGUGGAAGAAUGCUCCAACAAUGUGGCAAGAAUCAAUCCUGCCAGUGGAAUUGGCACGGGUUGUGCCAACAAUCCGGAUGCCGUCUUUGAAGUUCCACGCUCUGAUACAGGUACCGUAUACAACUGUGAAUGGUUCACAAAAUUCCGCGUUGCAACAGAGGGAGAUCUCUGCCCUCUCUAUGGUGACGCUAGACAAAGACUUCCAACCAUCGAUGGUUCCAAAACGGCCAAGACUGAAUGUUGUAUUUGUGGUGGUGGAACUACUAUUAACUAUAACAACAACAACGUAGUGGACGGAGUCAUUGAUUUACAACUGAGUAUCAAUGCCGUUGGAAGCGCUAACUUUGACGUCGAAGAUGCUGCCUUGGAAGCACUGCAGGAUCUCUUUGGUGACAGACUGACCGAGAAUUUUGACAACGUCAUGCUUUGCUUGCCCUUUGGAUCCCACUGGUAUGGUUAUCCGGGCGAUACAGAUUGGCUUGCAUAUGCUGAUUUCGGAGGUUAUGUUAGCGUGUACAAUGGCGACAAAUGGUGUGCCAAUGAAGUCACUCAAGUACACGAACUCGGACACAAUUUUGGCCUGGACCAUUCAUGGGGAGAUGAAGAAUAUGAGGACGAGACUGGAGCCAUGGGCUAUACAAAGGGCGCGGCUGAUGAUACCCCCUUCGGAAACAGAAUGUGUUUCAACGGUGCACACUCUUGGCAGCUAGGCUGGUACACUCCCUACAAUGUUGGAAUAGAUCCCUUGACCACAAACUUUGCUGGAAUUUUGGUGGGGGUAGACAGAGUCCCCAAUGUGGUAAACGGUUGCGAGAAUGUGGUCUUACAACUGACCGAAGGCUAUUGGAACAAUUACGUUAUCUUCAAUCAUGCGGUGGGGGCGAACGAAGGCACAUCUGAGCAUCGAAAUUUGGUCACGGUAACUUCUAUGAGCAUCGAUAGCACCGCAUCUUAUAUGGAGGCGACCAUAGCCGGCGGCUCUUUCAUAACAUUUGCUAACUGGGCUUACAGUGGACAAUCGGUAACAGUUAUGGUGACAUAUAUCAACACGGAUGCUGCCACUGGAAGUGCGGUUGUUGAAGUAUGGAAAGGAGGAAUCAACGAUCGCCCAUCUCCACAAUUUGCUUGUGUUCCGGAUCCAGUGUCUGAUCCAACCUCAAUACCCACUAGUGGACCCACAGCUGUGCCUACCUCUGGUCCAACAAGUGGGCCGACAUCAGCACCUACCCAUCGUCCAACGAGCCUGCCAACGUCAGGACCAACAAGUGGGCCUACACCUGCUCCUACCUCUGGUCCAACAUCCGGACCAACAAGUGGACCCACGCCUGGACCCACGCCUGGACCCACGCCUGCUCCUACCUCUGGUCCAACAUCCGGACCAACAAGUGGACCCACGUCUGCUCCUACCUCUGGUCCAACGUUAGCUCCGAAUCCAGAGCCAACGUCUGGUCCCACAUCAGGUCCCACGCCCGCUCCUAGUUCAGGCCCAACAUCGGGACCAACUAGUGGACCGACACCUGUUCCUACCUCUGGUCCUACUUCAGCGCCCACCUCUGGACCAACCUCUGGUCCCACUUCCGGAUCCACAACUGGCUCUGUCUCGUCUCCAGUUGCGUCUCCCAUUGCAUCCCCUGUUGCAAACGACGACGAGCCGGAAACCGAGGUGACUGGUGAUCCCCACUUCAAGACAUGGAAGAAUGAACACUUUGAAUUCCAUGGGCAGUGUGAUAUCGUCAUGAUUUCAGACAAGGACUUUGCCAACGGCCUUGGUAUAGAUAUUCAUAUCCGUACCAAGAUGGUUCGCUUCUGGAGUUACAUCGAAAAGGCUGUCAUCCGCAUUGGCAAUGACAUUCUUGAAAUCGAAGGAUUGCCCGAUUUCUCUGCCAGCUAUUGGAUCAACUACGAACACAUGGGCGAAUUGUCUGAUCUAUCUGGCUUCCCUGUGUCCCUCAAUGACAACACUGAUCGGUACACAAUUGAUUUGGGUAGCCUGUAUCCAGGAGAAAAGAUUGUAAUCAAAACCUUCAAGGAGUUUGUUGGAGUGAAAAUUAUUGGUGGGUCUGAGACUUCUUUUGGAAAGUCUAUUGGUAUCACUGGUGAUUUCAAGACUGGCAACACUUAUGCUCGCGAUGGAAACACUGUGUUGCACGACUUUACCGAACUUGGAAACGAGUGGCAAGUCUUGCCAUCUGAUGGACACUACUUCCAUGCUGUAUCUCGGCCACAGUUCCCAGAGAAGUGCUUGGUUCCAGAAAAUCCACAGGGAGCCCGCAAGCGCCGAUUGGACGAGAGUACUGUCUCGGAAGAACAAGCUGAAACCGCUUGUGCUGGACUUGAAGAUGAGUUCAGCCGCAAGGGUUGCGUCUACGAUAUCUUGGCUACUCAAGAUAUAGAUAUGGUCGGCGCCUACUAG
Cylindrotheca closterium is the source of this 3000-nucleotide messenger RNA. The record is from the annotation of a GenBank genome assembly. NCBI's taxonomy places the organism in Eukaryota, Bacillariophyta, Bacillariophyceae, Bacillariales, Bacillariaceae.